This is a messenger RNA of Triticum aestivum (bread wheat), 2909 nucleotides long. RefSeq names its product zinc finger BED domain-containing protein RICESLEEPER 2. Bases 244 to 1926 code for a protein of 560 amino acids. NCBI's taxonomy places the organism in Eukaryota, Viridiplantae, Streptophyta, Magnoliopsida, Poales, Poaceae. The record is from RefSeq and is a predicted model, not a curated record. The transcript is spliced from 4 exons. Gene Ontology annotation, molecular function: DNA binding.
CGGCCCGAGAAACAAAAAGGCCGAGCCGAGCUGCGUUAUUGGGCUUGUUUCGGCCUCGGGCCGAGCCCAGCUCGGCUCGAGCCAGCCCGUGAGCUUGUCCAACUCUACAGCCCAAAGUGGCCCAGCACCAGUCACUUGACCUAGCGCUCUACCUCACCCCGAGCAGCACUCAUCCUCUUUCCCCCCAGCGCUAGGUUAGCCAGCCUCCGCCGGCCGCCGCCAUCGCAGUUCCUUCUGUCGCCGAUGACACACACGCCGCUUGUCCAGAUCGCCCAAGGAGCCAUGGAGAAGAAGAAAGAGAGGUCAUUGACCUCCAUUCUUGGGAAGGAGCCAGCGAUUGGAAAAAAGAAGAAGGGCAGAAGCAAGACCUCCAGCUCCAUGGACGCCGGCAUCGAGCCGUCCGUUCGCUCCAAGGCCAAUCCAAGCAUCGUCCUUGUUGACCCGCUUGUGAGGGCAAAGCAGCAGGCGCGAGCACUGCCACCCCCGCCUCCGCCUCGGCGUCUACCUGACAACAAAGGUAUCGGCGCGCGGGCGGCAGCUGUUGUUGCAUCCGGCUGGACCGGCUCCGCGAACACCUCCGUCACGCCUACUUCUCCGGCUGAAGCUGAGUCCUGGGAACAUGAGCCGGAAGAGGAUCAUGUCCAGGAGCAGGAUGAGGAAGAGAAGGAUGAGAAUGUGUAUGUGCCUGCUGAUGAGUCCGAGUCUGAGGAAGAAGAGAACUCGUAUGAUCUUAGAGAUGACAUGUCAGAGGAUGAAAUGGAUAUUUUUCAGUCCCCUGGAGGUGAGACUGAUGUGUUUGUUGUUAGUUCAGAAGAAGACAAUGCAAGAACAGGAGAGAAACACAAGAAAGGGGUGAAAGUCAAGCGCAAGGUCACUACCAAGGGCAGUAGCAAGUCCAGUACUAGCAGGGAGAGUUCAGAUUGUUGGACUUUUUUUGAGAAGGUGAAGGUGAAAUCAGAAAAGGAUCCUAAGGUUGAAGAGUUGAAGGCAAAGUGCAUGCAUUGCCACAAUUUAUACAUAUAUGUUCAAGGUUCAAGCACCACAACACUUAAUAGGCAUACGAAGAAGUGUAAGAUCUUCAAGAACAAGGUUGCGAUGAAACUUAUACAAUCACGGCUUGGGUACAAGCCGUCCAAUGUUAGAGGUGAAUCCGGUCUUCCUCUAGGUGUGCCAUCCAAUGGGUAUGAGCACACAACUAUGAAGGAGUUGAUUGCAAAAAUGGUGGCUGUCCAUAACUACUCAUUCAGGAUGGUGGAACAUGAGUGGUUCAAUAUUGUGAUGAAGUACUCGAACCCGCUAUAUCAAGAAAUUGGUAGGAAGGCAAUAAGAGCUGAGUGUUUGAGGGUUUUCAAUAAAGAGAAGGAAAUCCUUAAGGCAGCCCUGAAGAAUGUGGACCACAUUAGUCUCACUACAGAUAUGUGGACAAGUAACCAAACCAUUUCUUAUAUGUGUGUAGUGGCACACUAUAUAGAUAAACAUUGGAGGAUGCAGACUCGUGUGCUUGCGUUCAUGGAGUUGGACCCCCCUCACAGCGGAAACGUCAUGGCUGUUGCGUUGUUUGAAUGUGUGACUGAAUGGAAGAUAGAAAACAAGAUAGUGUCCAUCACACUAGACAAUGCAUCAAACAAUGAUUCAGCUGUUAGAGAUUUGAAGGCAAUGUUUUCUGUUCGAAGAGGGACAGACUUUGAAGCCAAAUAUUUCCAUGUCCGGUGUUGUGCUCACAUUGUCAACUUGGUAGUGCAGGAUGGGACAGCCUGCAUGAGCACUUUGGUAGCGAACCUAAGGGAGACAGUGAAGUACUUCAAGAAGUCCCCUUCCCGGCUGCACAAAUUUGUUGAGAUUUGCAGGAGUUUAGGCCUUAAAAUUGGAGCGCAUUUGACCCUAGAUGUUUGCACGAGGUGGAGUUCUACAUACAAUGGUUCAUAAGGACAAAACCUACAAUGCUAUGGGACAUGCUAUGAUGGACAAGUUCAACAAAUAUUGGGAAGAACCAAACAAUGUCAUGGUUCUUGCCACUUUCCUGGAUCCAAGGUACAAAAUGAAGUACGUGGAUUGGUGCUUUGGGCAGAUCUAUGAUGAGGAUAAGGCUGAAACUGAGUUGUCUGCAUUCAAGAAAGAUUUGGACAAGUUGUAUGAGAAAUUUGAUUCUCAAAAGAGGCAAGCUGAACCUCAAUGCAAGAAUACUUGCAAUACAAGUACCUCAAUGCCACCUGCAGAUUCUGAGUUUCUCUCAUUCUUAUCAUCCACUUCUACAAAACGAUCUAAGAGUGAAUUGAGAAACUAUAUGGAUGAUGCAAAUGAGGGUAUGGUUGCCACUUUCAAUCUGCUAGAGUGGUGGAAGGUGAAUGCACUUAGGUAUCCUGUGUUGGCAAACAUGGCAAGAAGAUUCUUAACUAUCCCUGCUAGCUCGGUGUCUUCUGAAUCCAGUUUUAGCACCGGUGGAAGAAUUCUGGAUGAUUAUCGAAGCUCUCUAAAACCAUACAUGGUGGAGGCAUUGGUGUGUGGCGGAAGCUAUAUCAAGGGUGCGCACAAAGACUUAAAUGUGUUGGAUGUGGAAGAAGAUGAUGACGAGGAGGAUGUGGAGAAGGUCAAAUUGCCUAAAAGUGUGGCAGAUUGCAACUACUAGAUACAUUGUAGGGAGAAGACCAUCAAGAUGCAUUUGUUAAAUUUGCACAUGGAAGUAAAUCAAGCAAUGGAUCUAUAUUGGUCGUCACCCUUGAAUGAUGGAGUUCUUGCAUGGCUUAUGUUGCCUGAACUUUAGAUGUGACAUAUGUCAACUUCUCAACCUUGGACUAUUAAGUUUAUGUUGUCAUUAAACUUUGAACUAUGGAUGUGACAUAUGUCAUCUUAUUUUGCUAAACUCAUGAAUGGUUUAUCAAUUUCUUCAGUGCUGCCCAAACUUGGGUGCA